Messenger RNA from Punica granatum (pomegranate), 1455 nucleotides. The record is from RefSeq and is a predicted model, not a curated record. NCBI's taxonomy places the organism in Eukaryota, Viridiplantae, Streptophyta, Magnoliopsida, Myrtales, Lythraceae.
CGUUGUGUAUAUAUAUAAGUAUACAUCCAGCUGCAUUUCAUAUCAUCAGCAACGAGAACUACCAAAGCCCAUCAUCAGCCAUCAUCCCAUGGAUGUCCCAUCGAAGGUAUUGCUUGCGGAUCUCGCAUCCGAGAUUGACCAUGUGCCCACUAACUACGUUCGGCCCAUCUCAGACCGACCGAACCUCCAUGAGGUCGAGACAUUGGCUGGUGCCUCCAUCCCAGUUAUUGAUCUCCAGGGAUUGCACGGCCCUGACCACUCCCAAGUUAUCCAACAGAUUGGCCUAGCUUGCGAAGAAUAUGGUUUCUUUCAGAUAAAAAACCAUGGAAUACCGGAGAGAAUGGUGAGCCGAAUGAUGGCCAUCGCGAGGGAGUUCUUCCGAUUGCCAGAGAGCGAGCGGCUGAAGAACUACUCCGACGACCCGACCAAAACCACCAGACUUUCGACCAGCUUCAAUGUCCGGACCGAGAAGGUGUCGAACUGGAGGGAUUUCUUGAGGCUACACUGCUACCCUCUCGAGCAGUACCUCGAAGAGUGGCCCACGAACCCUCCUUCAUUCAGGGAAGAAGUGGCCGAGUACUGCACUAGCAUAAGGGCAUUGGUGCUGAGGCUGCUGGAAGGAAUAUCAGAGAGCUUAGGGCUCGAGAGGGACUACAUAGGCAACAACCUGGGCGAACAUGGGCAGCACAUGGCCCUCAACUAUUACCCGCCAUGUCCACAGCCCGAGCUGACUUACGGGCUGCCCGGGCACACCGACCCUAACCUGAUCACAAUCCUCCUCCAGGACGACGUGCCUGGGCUCCAGGUUCUCAAGACCGGGAGGUGGGUCGCUGCGAACCCGAUCCCCAACACGUUCAUAGUCAACAUUGGAGAUCAGAUGCAAGUGAUUAGCAAUGAUAAGUACAAGAGCGUGCUACACAGAGCGGUGGUGAAUGACGAGAAGGAGAGGAUAUCGGUCCCCACAUUCUAUUGCCCCUCUCCCAAUGCGGUGAUUGGUCCCGCUAGGGAGCUGAUCGACGAUGAACACCCGGCCGUGUACAGAAGCUUCACGUACCAGGAAUAUUACGACCGGUUCUGGAACAGAGGGCUUGCUAAGGAAUGCUGCUUAGACCUGUUCAGGACUUCGGCGUAAUUUAAUGCGAACUCCUCAAGGUUUACAUCUUAUCGUGGCGACUUCAAUGUUGUAACAUAUGAAGAAUCAUGAGAAUAAUUCAGAGAUUGUUCAAUGCAUCUUUCCAUCACUGUCUUCACACACCGGGAAGUUAUCGUACCUUCAGCCUAUCUGUUAGUAUGAACCGGAGCAAACUGGGCUUCAGUGCCAUAUUGGCAAUGCCAUUGGGGACGUCGUUCGCCGGCUAUUACAUUACUUUCCUAUAUGAAUUGCCAAGAUUAUGUGAUUAGCCAUAAAACAUGAACAGUGAUUUGAAUGUUAAUUCGAAUUCUAUUUCCGGGGUC